AUUUUGCAGAUUCAUAGAAUCAUCUUACAAUACUGGGGAGUGAUUCCCUUUAUUAUCCUAGCAUUUUAUUUCCGAUGGCAAAUUCUGGACCUUUUACACAACAAGGACACAUGGGCCGUGGCCGCGAUGGUACUCUGUUUUGCGAUGGUCUCUGGAUAUACGUGGAAUAAGAUGAGAAAACCUGCAUUUUCUUACAAGAGCGACAAAGGCCCGGUUUUUAUUAGUAGUGGACAGAAACAACAGUUUGUGGCCGAGAGUUACAUUGUGGCUGUUUUGAAUGGCGCUACAGUGCUAGGCAUGAUACUGACCAUAGAGGGGGCGGGAGGAGUGAGGACGGAAAGAGACGGAAGAGGUAAACUAAAGAGACGGAAGCUCCAAAUGCUGGCGGGCAUCGGGCUGAUGUUUGCGUCCUUCGCGGUUCUUGUGGCUGCAUUUAAAAUCAAGAGGCCGUGGUAUCCCUAUGGUUUCUAAAUGAAUGGCUGCGUCGAACGGUGUCGGUAA
Cydia amplana is the source of this 501-nucleotide messenger RNA. RefSeq names its product tumor suppressor candidate 3-like. The record is from RefSeq and is a predicted model, not a curated record. Gene Ontology annotation, cellular component: oligosaccharyltransferase complex. Bases 127 to 471 code for a protein of 114 amino acids. NCBI's taxonomy places the organism in Eukaryota, Metazoa, Arthropoda, Insecta, Lepidoptera, Tortricidae. The transcript is spliced from 3 exons.